AUGACGGAAGAGAGUUCAUUUAUUGCGGGAGAUAUUCAAGUGAAAGAAAAUAAUGAAAAAUCAGAAAGAAAUUCUUCGAAAUGGAAAGAUGCGUUUAUUAUAGUUCUUGCAUUAGCAUGUGUUGGUCUUGCACUUGCAUUUCCCUUUUCAAGAAAAUUUGGUAAAAGAACUUCAAACAACCAAGCUUCCGAAACAAUCCCUAUGAAUGGCAUAACCGAAGAUGGCCUGACCUCCUAUUUGGGAAUUCCAUACGCAUUGCCGCCAACUGGCGAUAGGAGACUUCGGCCUCCGGUUCCCCAUCCUAUGUGGAGUGAAAACGCAAACAGUGAUGAUUUCUCCGCAACGGAAUCGAAACCCGGCUGCCUAUCUGGAGUUGAGCAGCUAAUGCAGGAAAACUUUGGCGUUGAUUUUUCCGAUGAAAAACGAUCUGAAGACUGCUUGUACAUGAACAUUUGGGCUCCAGAUAAAAAAGAAAAAACUGAGAAACUGCCAGUUCUAGUCUUUAUUCACGGCGGAAGCUUCCUUAGUGGAAAUGCAUCGAGGUAUGAGACAGUUGGUGACGAUGUCGCGAGAAAAGAAAACAUCAUCGUCGUUUCAAUUCAAUAUCGUCUCGGGAUCUACGGCUUUGGGUAUCUUGGGCGAGAUCGAAGUGAAAACAUUGGGCAUUUUGAGCAGGGAAAUUUCGCCUUGCAAGAUGUAAGAUUGGCACUGAAGACAAUCUACGCGAAUAUUCACCGUUUCGGCGGAGAUAAAGAACAAAUAACUGUAAUGGGAAAUUCUGCUGGAGGACUAACAGUUGCUACACUUCUUUCUGAUGAAGCACCGGUUUAUAUGAGAGCAUCUGGCUGGCCAUUCUACCAAAAAGCAGUGAUUCAAUGUCCGCCAAUGAAUUUGUACAUGCGAACGGUUGAAGACAUCGUCGCUUUCAAUUCCAAAAUUAUCAACGCCAGUGGCUGCUCCAAGCUUUCAUGUUUCCAAAAACUGACGACAGAUGAAGUCGCUCAGGCUGUAUCAUCCUCGACGAAUCCUUAUUUGAUGGAUUUGACUGUCAAUGCUCUCUUUGGUACGCCAUUUGCCCCAAUUGCCGACAAUAUAACCGCUUUUAACCCGUUCCGAAACAGAUUCCAACAAGACAUCCCAACGAUGAUCGGUAUAAACGCGGAUGAACCGACUCUUUACCCACCGAUUGGAGACAACAGAGAUCAGCUACUGAAGAUUGAGCAAGACGCGAUUUUCGAUUGUGGAUCCAGACGAUUACUUGAGGAUCAAGCGGAAUCAUUUAUGUACAUCUUUGACGCAGUAUCUCCAAAAGCUUAUAAACAUUGGUCAAGAGAUUAUCAAUGGGGUAACUGCGAAGAAAAGGCUUGCCAUUGCACUGACACUGGAUAUUUCUUCGGAAAGAUUCCCCUUGACACGGAGAAUCAGAAGCAAGCGGCGAAGAGAAUAAGAAGCACAAUAACCAAUUUUAUCAAGUCCGAAGACACCGGAUUAAAAAAUUCUAACGGAGGAUCCUUUCAAAAUCUGAUUUUGACAGAGCCAGACAGCUCUGUUGAACCAGCAAAGAAAAAUAUUUGCGAGUUCUGGGAUAAAGUCUUUCUACUCUCUGAAAACUGCGCUAAAGGAGACAAAAAUAGCUGCUUUGCGAACUGGAGCAAGAUUAUUGAAGCUGUGCAAUAUUUACGCUCUCAAAAAGAACAAUAA
Messenger RNA from Oikopleura dioica, 1701 nucleotides. The record is from the annotation of a GenBank genome assembly. NCBI's taxonomy places the organism in Eukaryota, Metazoa, Chordata, Appendicularia, Copelata, Oikopleuridae.